UUGUUGAAGGUUGGUAAUAUUCCUUACAAUUCUAUAUGGUUUAAAUUUUCUUGCAGAAAAUGAAUAUAGGAAAUAAAGUUUACCUAAAUAACAUUGAUCAGAUAGAUGAAAAAUUAUAUAUCAAAGUUCGGGUCCUUAAAAUUUGGAACUUUAUCAGAAAUAAUAAAGUUUGUUCAAUUGAAAUGAUCCUGAUGGACGAGGAGGGUACACAAUACCAUGCUCGUGUCUUUAAUCAGAAUUUCUCCAGAUUUCGUCAUCUCUUAAAGGAAGAUGAAAGUUAUAUAGUUAUAAAACCAAAUAUAGCUGUUGUUACGAAUGGUUUUAGUUAUACAGAUGUUAUUGGACAGAUCGUGUCAUUUAGGCCUCUUGAAACUUCAAAUCCAGUAGCAUCGAAGCAUUAUAUAAAACUCACUCUUAGCAACCUAGAUUCCGUACAUCUGAAGGUUACUAUUUUUGGAAGUCAAACAUAUCAAAUGUCAGAAUACCUACAAAAUAACCCGACGGUUAAUUGUGUUGUUAUCGUGAUGCAGUUUUUGAAGCUAAACAUUUGGAAUGAUGACUUUAAGGGCAAUUUUCCAUUAAAAACAAUCUGUGAGAUCACGGAACCAAUUAAGGCUGGAGACAGUGAUGGACUAUUUCCAAUGCAACUUAACGUGUUGAAAAACCGCAAGUUUGGUUUUCUUGUAGAUAUUACAGAAUACAAUGUCAACAACUAUAAUAAUAUCUACACAGUUCUCAGAGUUACAGAAGAUAUGUCCAUUGUUUCUGAAUUGGAAAGUAAAAUAGAACUUAUGGAUGUGAUCUCACAAACAGAUGAAAGUCUUACACCCUCAACAAUUGAUUAG
This is a messenger RNA of Lactuca saligna, 845 nucleotides long. The record is from the annotation of a GenBank genome assembly. NCBI's taxonomy places the organism in Eukaryota, Viridiplantae, Streptophyta, Magnoliopsida, Asterales, Asteraceae.